Drosophila innubila is the source of this 4321-nucleotide messenger RNA. RefSeq names its product proton channel OtopLc (gene OtopLa). Gene Ontology annotation, biological process: proton transmembrane transport. The record is from RefSeq and is a predicted model, not a curated record. Bases 758 to 3721 code for a protein of 987 amino acids. Gene Ontology annotation, molecular function: proton channel activity. Gene Ontology annotation, cellular component: membrane. The transcript has 11 exons. Lineage: Eukaryota; Metazoa; Arthropoda; Insecta; Diptera; Drosophilidae.
CACAUAAUAAUAACAAAACGUAAACAAUCGAAAAGUGAAAAGCAACAAUUCAUUUGAUUGCUGUGCGCGUCGUCGUCGUCCAUUUUGUCUGUGUGCCCCUUCCGUUUCCGGCAAUCGCAACAAAUUUUUGGCAAAGGCAGGCAACAACUGAGGACAACCCACAACAACAACAGCGACAACAACAACAACAGCGACAACAAACGCGCGCGCAACAAUCAAACGCCGCCCACACACACGUCUCGUGUGCAACGCGUUCCCCCUCGUUCCCCCUCGUGACCACCCCUUGUCGCGAAAGCUAAAGCCGAGAGCAGGACGAAGUCGGUAACUGCGAUAUGCGACAUGCGAAUCGCGUAACAAAACAAAACACGAAAGGACGCAACUGCCAUUCCAUGUGAGAGUUGAAGAAACCCAAAAAAACGACCAAUUUUCAAACGAAAAGUCUUAAUAUAAAACUGCUGCUGCAAACUGAAUGACUGAUUUUUCUGGAACAGCAUUUACCUCUUAAAGAACUUUAUACUUAUCGAUAUCCAAAACAAAAAACAUAUGUCAAGAAUGGCAAAUCAUUUACUAUAAUACUUAGGGCUUGUCUAUUAGUAAUACAGCUAAUUUAGAACUCAAGCAAAGUAGUUAGCUAUCAAAUAUUUAAUUGACAAAACAUCUUUAAGAUAAGCAACAAAAAAAAAAAAAGAAAAACAAAAAUAAACCCGAAAAGACGAGUAAGAGGAAGAGUGCAGGAAGAGAGUUCAAGGAGUGAGGAAUGCAGCGUUGUCCAUAUCUACAUGAGAUGCGAGAACGCCUAUUGGAUCAGCCAAGGGAAACAUUACAGCUGGAGAAUAUGGAACGAGCCAAUUUACUGGACAAUCGCCAAUCGGCAACCGAAUCGCAUCAGGUCGGCACUGUGGUCAAGCUACAAGGCGAUGGAUACCAUACGAGUCCCGCUCAUCAGCGCACACCGCUAGUACCACAUGAUCUGGGCGAGGAUUUCAAUUUGGAUUUCGAUGAUGACUUUCCGAUCGAUGCACGACGACCAAAAAAUGCCAAGGUUUGCUACACGUUCAAGCCAAAUCCAAAUAAGCACAGUUUUAUGCCAGCGAAAAUAACGGUGCAGGGCACAUAUCAAACAAAUCCAAUAACUGGACCAAUCGAACUAUGGACAUCGCUCUUCAUUGUUACCAGCCUGGUGUAUGCGAUCCUUUUGAUUGUUGUUUGCAUCGCAUAUGUGAUCAGCGAUGUGACCACACACCGACUACCGGUGCUCUACUACGAGACGUUCUUCACUUACCUUUAUGGCACCAGCAUACUCUUCCUGUUGUACGUCUUUUGUUUCCUGCUGCAGGAGAGCUCUUGCUGUAAUGGCGGCAAUGGCGGCAGCAAACCGAAACCACAGCCCAAAGAGAAGAAAUCGAAGAAAACGAAGAAUGCAGAUCCAGCCGAUUCGAAGGAUGCGAAAGGCUCUAAGGACUCUGGAAAAGCUGGAAAAGGCGCCGCAUAUCAGGAAGCACCCGUAGAUGCCGAGGUGGCCGUAACCCCGAAGAAUACACGCAAGAGGAAGACUACGCAUAGCGAUCUCACGCACGGAAGUUUCUUUUUGCGCGUCGGUGCCAUCGCUUUUGGACUAGGUGCCAUGAUUUAUAUUGGAUUGGAGUUUGGUUCGUUCUUUGAGAUACCAUUCGAUUCGCCCUGUCAUCACAUACUGAUCGGUGUCAAUCCACUGCUCCAGAUGAUAUUCACCUUUAUGCAGAUGUACUUUAUAUUCAUGAAUGCACGGUUGAACAUCCAUCGCUUCAAGGUGAUCGCUCGGUUUGGACUGAUGCAUGUGGUGGCCACCAACAUCUGCGUUUGGAUACGUACUUUGGUCAAGGAGUCACUGCUGGAGAUCACAAUCUAUCAUCAGAAGCGUGAAGCGGAUCCGGAGGCAUCGUCGAUUGCCCAUUCGAUCCGGCAGCAUGCACUGCGUCACGCCGGAACCGUGCUCCGGACACACACGGGACCCAACAGCGAGUUCGAGGUACUCGACGGCGAGGAUGUGCUGCCCAAGAAUGUGUACAAGAGCGACAAUGUGCUGUCCAAGCUGGUGCGCAACACGGUCGAUGGCAUCUCCAAGAGUUUGGGCAUGGGUGGGGGGGAUGUUGCCAGCAGCACCAGCAGCCCCACAACGACAACAACAACCACAACAACCAUGAGGACGGCAUAUACAACGCCUGGCUAUCAAUGGCACAGUACUACUAUGGCCCGCAAGCUGAAGAAGUUUAUCACUAGCACCACAGCUGCCACCAGCACCAUGGGUAGCACUAGCAGCAGCAGCACAACAACAACUACAACCACAGCAGCCAGCAGCAGCGGUAUGCCAAUGCCAUCAUUUAACAGCGCUGCAACGGCCGUCGACAUGAGCAGCACGACCAGUGAGACACCCUUUAAUAGCUUGCAACGCAUCCUCUCAAGCGCCGCACCGAGUCUAACGCCCAUCGAUGUGGCCGCACCCACGUUGCCCGCUGCUGUCGACGGCAAUGGACAUGGCAAUGGAUUUGGCACGGCCACCUCCGGGGUAUCGUCAUUCCUCAACAGCCUGGCCGCAUCCACGCCCAGCACAAGUGUCAGCGAUAAUACGCCAGCGAGCAGUACGGAGAGCGCUGUGAAUAUUAUGAAUAAUCUAUUUGGUCCCGGCAUGGAGAAUAGCUUCCAAACGUAUUCGGAUAUCUCGCAUGAGGAGUCCAAUGGUCUGGUUGGUCUGGCCUUUGAGAAUUUCGAGAAUUUGGACAACAUAUAUCCGGCGGCGCUGUCUUCCAACAUUGGCACACUCAAUUCCACCGCCUGCGGACGUAUUGACAUUAUGGGCACCAUUGUGUAUGAUUCGGCGCCGUAUCUGUAUCCGUUUAUCAUUGAAUACUCGCUGAUCGGAGCGGUGGUCUUGUAUGUCAUGUGGAAGCACAUCGGUCGCUAUCCGGGUCGCAUGAACGAUGAGGAUCUCGAGCAUAGGCUGGAGGUGAUGCUAUCCCGUCGAGCCGUUGCCAUGGCACAGCAGGCACGUUCCGGUCGCGUCGAUUGCGUUGGCUCAUCGAAGGGUCUAUUCUUUGGUCUGUUGUUGUUGGUCGGCGCGCUGAUUUGCUUGAUACUCUUCUUCGUCUUGGUGCGUCAUCAGAAGUUCUCGCUGUUGGCCAUUUAUCUCGCCGAUGCCAGUCACUGCAUCCUCAUGGCCUUUGCCAUACUGGCCAUCAUCAUUGGGUUCAUCAGAGUCAAGAACUUGAAAUUCCGCUGCGAAGAGCAAUCGAGUCUGAAUGACAUUUUGUUGCGCAUCUCGGCCUUUGGCCUGUUCACUUACUCAGUGUUCAGCAUCAUUGCCGGCAGCUUGAAGGUGCUCGAGAGUGAGCCCAGUUUGUUGGUCACGACCACGGGCGGUGUUGCCGUCUUUCAGGUCAUUCUACAGCUGCUGUUUAUUGCCGAUGUAUCCCGUCGCCGUGUCCAUUUGCCGGAGCAUGAUCGCAGCAAGCCCGGACGCCAGAUUGUUACCUUCCUUCUCAUCUGCAAUGUGGCCAUGUUUGCCAUCUACACAUUCGAAGCUCAAAAAGUAUUCGCCAAUCCUGUGCAACUGGAGUUCUACGGCUUUGUACCCUGGUCCAUCAUCCAACGCAUCACACUGCCCCUCUGCAUUUUCCAUCGCUUCCACAGCGCCGUGACACUUGCCGAGAUCUGGAAGACCACCUACAAGGCGCGCUUGGAGUAAGAUCUUGGAUUGGAAGAGCAUAAAGCAGUUCGAAUGCUAGAACGAUGAGGUUAUGUAAUGCACCAACAAAAAAAAAACACAUCAACAUGAAAGUAAAUGAAAAGCAAAGAGAUUGAAGGGUAUGAAAUAAAUGGCAAAUAUUAUAGCAAACCGAAACGCGAAUGAAAAAGUUUAAUGCUUGUUUCUAAUUGCAUAUUAUAUAUAUAGAUACACAUAUUGUAUCUUAUAUAUAUAUAUAAAUAUAACUUUAUGUUUUUAGUUACGCAUACGUAUAGGUUAACUAAGUUCAAAAUGCGAAAUAAAAAAUAAAAAAAAACAAAUUAAAAGCAGCAGAAAAUUAAAAGAGAAGAACAAUGCAACAAAGCAACAAUUGAGUUGUAUUAAAGAGAGCUAACUCCCAAAGCAAAACAUUGGACCAUUGCCGCCCAAUUUGGGUGUGUGGUUUAGGACAGCAUGAACCAAAACUUAGAGCGUAUAUUGAGAUGAUUAAACGAUUAAACGAUUAAACGAUUACAUGUUUAAACGAUCCACGGAUCUGACGAUCAUUAUUGAUGCUAAAUACCAAAACGAUUGACAAAGCAAUUAUAACAAACAAAAAAC